Owenia fusiformis is the source of this 2924-nucleotide messenger RNA. The record is from the annotation of a GenBank genome assembly. Lineage: Eukaryota; Metazoa; Annelida; Polychaeta; Sabellida; Oweniidae.
CCCAAGGCGAAUAGCAGUUGCGUUGAAAAUCUAUUACGGCACACAACGGCUAGGAUAACUAAAGAUAUUACUUAUUACAAGAUAUAAUCUUCAAUGAGCCGGUCUUCCUUCCAGAGAGUUAAUGAAGUUGAUUAAUUUUAUACGGAUUAUUUUUAACGUUAUACAUCCUGAACCUGGCGUAGUAAAACGGAAAAUAGAAACUGAUAAAACCCGAGGUUGGUGAACAAAUGUGAAGUGAACAAAGCACAAAGGCAUUCAAAUUCAAAUACAUCCUAGAAAUACAGCAAGAUAACACGACGGAGACAGUGAUUAUGAAAAAUGCCUUCGACUACAUCUGCAUCGACGAAUUACUUUUCACAACGCACCGAAUCCCGUAAGGACUUGAUAUAGUUCAAAACUCGUAGAAAGAGUUGAUGACUGAGUUGUCAAUACAUUACAGAAUGGCAGGUUAUGAAAGGAACCCGAAUUAUAGUGAUAAUUUAAAUUUUACUGUUUAUAUCAGCACAAAUGAACCGCCAGGUGGACCGCCGCAGAACUCUUCUCCGGAAUUUGACGGAGUGCCGAAUUAUAUCCCUGCAUGCGUGUCGUACAUUGGGACCAUAACAGGAACAAUUGUGUCAAUAACUGGUAUAUUUGGGAACAUUCUUCUAAUCAUUGCCAUCCUAACAAUUCCUAAAAUGAAAAAGGCUUCAAACAUCUUCGUUGCGAGUUUGGCAUUUUGUGAUUUACUUCAAGCGCUGGGAGUACAACCACUUUACAUUUACACGUACGUUCAUGGAGCGUGGACGUUUGAUAACAGCGUUUGCGUUUACGUUAUGUACUUAAGUAAUCUGAGUAUACUUUUGAGCAUACUUCAUAUCGCAGUUAUAGCAUUUUACAGGUAUCUUAUAGUGGUCCAUAGACGCACAUCCAGGAAACUGCACAAAAAACUCGCCAUCUUUAUAAUACUGGGAAUUUUAUAUCUACUACCUUUGGUCAUAAUCGUGGCUCCGACACUUCCAAAGCUAGUCGGAUACACUGCUGCACAUCCGGAAGGCCCCCCUCUCGUAUAUUUCAACACAAAAAUCAUGUUCUGUGUAUACAAACGCCAUUCAUAUUCCAAUAUAGGCGGCUUCAUAAAGAAAGUACUGUUUCUUGGAGGAGCGGGAUUAUUUCUUAUUUUUUGUUACGUUAAAAUCUACGCCUCCGUCAAAGAGAGUGGAAAGCUGGUGGCAAAAUCAGGAAGUCAUGAAACGUACACAAUGCAUCGGAUGAAGCGUGAGUAUAAACUACUCAAAACAAUGGUUGUCAUAUUUGUGACUUUUGUGCUCUGUUAUACUCCGCUUUCGAUCCUUAACGGGGUCGAUCGCGAGAACGCUGAAUCGCACGGUGUGUAUCUCGCCACAGUGCAACUACUCUGGCUCUCUUCCAGUAUCAAUUGGAUCAUCUAUGGAGUCAUGAACCACCAGUAUUGCGCAGCGUAUCGUUAUAUCGUCUGUCGCCUCUGUUGUGGGCGCAACAUUACCGACCCCCGCGCGGACUCGCUACUCAGUAUGAAUGGACAUGGUAGUACCUUCAGGAGAAAUAUGACCCCACGAUGUUCUGUUGGGGUUGGAAUGAGGCAGACAGCGGAUUCGAACAAUGAGCGGAGUAUCAGCGUUGGGACAUAUUCUGUCACAGGCCAUCGUGGAGGGAGACUCUCCGUAACUGCCAGUAAUUAAUCAGGUAUAUUUGCAGUGAUAAAUUCCAAUGGAAUCCGUACUUUAUACGUAUGUUUGGUCCCACCGAGUUGGUAUACGUGCUUUGGAACUUGAAGAACCUGGCGUUCCUGUCUGUCUUAUGUUUAGAUGGCCCUGACCUUGGUCUUUUGAAGUACCUUUUUAUAUCAACUAAUAAAGAUACGUUAUGACGCACUGACAUGGAAAAUAUGUGCCCUUGUAUUUGUGAUAUCGGCCUAUAAAUUUUUCUUGGAUAUUUAACUUGAAUAUUGCAAGGACGACGUACACAAAUAUCGUUACAAUGGAGAUUGAAAAUGGGACAAUGGACUUGCAUAUCAAUAUGAUAGAAGGUUGCUUCAAAACCACCAAAAAUAAAUUGCAUUUACAUUCAGAAGCUAGCAUCGAGCAGGCCCUUAGCCAGGGGUUCAGUUUUCAAAAAUUUCCAGGGGGGUUCACGUUUGAAAAUUUUGGACCAAAUAUGGCUAAAAUCACUUAGAGAAGUGCUCAAAAUGGUGGAAAACUGCAUGAUUUUGAAGGAAUUUUUGGUGGCCAGGGGGGAGGGGGUCGCCCAAACCCUGCGAACUCCCCCUUGCUGCGGGCCUGUCGAGAUUCUACAAAGACGAAGAAUUUAAAAAAAUUGAGAAGUCAAAUUCUAUUACUAAGGGAAGUUGUGGUGUAAUAAAGAGUAUUUAUAUCAUUUUCACAAUCACAAUAUCGUAUUGAUUUUCCUUCGUAUUGUAUGUAGAUACAGAGGAAACUGUCUUUGUUAUGUCAGAGAGUCCUUUAGAAGACCGUGUAAUAUCAGACAGUCCUUCGAAAUAUUUGUCACAUCAGAGAGUUAUUCUUCGAUGGUCAUUGUCACAAAUGCAGUCAUCAUGAUCAAAGGUAUGGUUUACCCAAUACCCAUGUGUUUCCCAUCGAGGUAGCCCCCCUAUAUAAAUGUACAACUUCGGAAAAAGAGGCGCAAUGUAGAAUGUCUGGUGUCUGAUUGGGCCUAUACUUUAUACAUAUCUGGGUUAUAAGAAAAUGUGUAAAUAUAUGAUAAUCGCUAUCAACUACUGAAUAAAUAUUUUGUGAAUGUACUCAUGCUGUUUACAGGGUUGUUAUUAAUAUUUGGUAGCGACAUUGUUGAAAUCAGAAAAUGUUUUACAAAAGUUUGAAUACUUUAAUAUUGAAUAGCUCUAUGUAGGUCCACAUGCUUUUUUCUUCCAAUUGCUUUUCCCAUAC